This is a messenger RNA of Frieseomelitta varia, 1990 nucleotides long. Its product is annotated as nicalin-1. The transcript has 7 exons. Bases 184 to 1854 code for a protein of 556 amino acids. NCBI's taxonomy places the organism in Eukaryota, Metazoa, Arthropoda, Insecta, Hymenoptera, Apidae. The record is from RefSeq and is a predicted model, not a curated record. Gene Ontology annotation, biological process: regulation of signal transduction. Gene Ontology annotation, cellular component: endoplasmic reticulum membrane.
UGUCUUGUACCCCGUUCGCGGCUGCAAUGAUGUAAUUCCCACAUUCCUACUAUAGGUAGAGCAGGGACUAGUCGAGGGGAAGGUUCAUCGCGUGAUCGCAGGUCAAUGGAAAAAUAAUUAGGAGCUGCAUACUUUCGUUGUUUGGUGCAAUCAAAGAGAGAAACUAGAAAAUAAGAGAGAAAUAUGUGGCUAGAGGAAUGUGACAGCUUCGCCGAACUAUGCCGAGGAUACUUACCGUACUAUUUACUGAUAAUUCUGCCGAUCUUUAUUAUCAUUUCUCCGGUGAAUCCAGUUGCCGCCUCGCACGAAUUUCCCGUCUAUCGAAUGCACCAGUAUGACUUGCACGGUGUACCGCACGGUUGCCGUAGCGCUCCAGUUUCUCUGGAAGCAAGAUCUCUCACAGGAUGGAGCACUUCCAGGCACUGCGUAGUGACGAAAGCGCUGAGUCUUACUCCGAGUCUGUUUCAUGCUAUCAAGCACAAGGCUGGAGCUUUGAUAGUGAUCUUACCAGAAAGACUCACCGAAUUGACGUUGGAGGAGAAACAGCAUAUUAUGAGUCUAGAAGAGUCUAUGAUGUUUGGACCGGAGACAACAAUACCAGUGUAUUUUACUUCAUGGCAUCCUGAUCUACAGACAAUCUUGGAUGACCUAUCUAAUGGUUUUAUCACUGAUGAGAAAGCUGGAUCUGCAGCUGAGGCGAUGUUCAAUUCUAUAUCAGCUAGCGGUUAUCAGGUAGUAGUGGCGACUGGACAGGCAUUAGCCAAGACGGAUGUAAAAGUAGCCACUUUGCACGGGAAAUUGACUGGUACUGGAGCAGAGGAGAAGUUACCAACUAUAGCCUUGGUAACGCAUUAUGAUAGUGCCGGCAUCGCACCUGAGUUAUCUUUCGGCGCAGACAGCAACGCAUCGGGAGUAACAAUGCUAUUGGAAAUAGCACGAUUAUUCUCCAGUUUGUACUCCACUAGUAGAUCGAGACCGCAAUACAAUCUGGUGUUUAUUGUGACUGGUGCUGGUAAACUUAAUUACCAGGGUAGUAAAAAAUGGUUGGAAGAUCAAUUGGAUGGACUUGAAGGCUCAAUAAUCCAAGACGCAGCGUAUGUCAUUUGUUUAGACACGGUAUCCACCAGUGAUAAUCUUUACGUGCACGUCUCCAAACCGCCUAAAGAAAAUUCCACGGGUGGCCUUUUUUACAAGGAACUUAAAACUGUGUCUGAGUUGUUAAACGUUACCACUGUCGAAGGCAUACAUAAAAAAAUUAAUCUGGCUGAGGAAACGUUGGCUUGGGAGCACGAGAGAUACAGCAUUCGUAGACUGCCAGCCACGACUCUGUCCAGUUUGAAAAGCCACGAAGAUCCAACCAGAACAACGAUUUUAGACGUUAUACAAACAGGGCAGAUAGACAAAUUAUACAAACACACGCAAAUAGUCGCAGAAGCGUUAGCGAGACAUAUAUACAAUUUAAGUUCUAGUCAGAUUUUCAUUGAUCCACUGGGGGUUUCUAAGGAAUCAUUAUCUUUGUGGUUUAAUUACUUAGCGUCGCAACCAAGGGCUGCUCCGUUAUUGGCAGAUAAAAAUAACAUGUUAGUUGGUACGUUAAAAGAAGCAAUGGCUAGAUAUUUGGGUGAUGUUAAAGUUACUUUGCACAGUCCUGACAAACAGGAUCCAGAAUUUGUAUUUUACGAUGUUACAAAAGCAAUGCUGAACGUAUACAGUGUAAAACCAGCUGUAUUCGAUCUUUUUCUUACAAUUGCUAUCAUUAUAUAUUUGGGGAUAAUUUAUGUGAUCGUCCAUAAUUUCCCGCGUGCGUACACUUUAGCAACUCGUUUCUCUGUAAAAAAUGUGAAGUCGUCGUGAAAUUGCGUCAAACUUCGUUCAUCCUUUAACAUAAAUUUAAUAUAUAAUGAGUAAGUGUAAAGAUCAAAACUGUCUGUACAUUAAUUCUUAUUCACAUUAGCCUUAAAUUAAAGAUCGUCUACACGUUGUAUCUCGA